Ectocarpus sp. CCAP 1310/34 is the source of this 1589-nucleotide messenger RNA. The record is from the annotation of a GenBank genome assembly. Lineage: Eukaryota; Phaeophyceae; Ectocarpales; Ectocarpaceae.
AUGCAGGCUACUGAGACAGUAUCUGCGCGCCAGAAGGUGCUGGAGUCCAAGGAAACCUCCAAGGCGAGCGACGUCUACAGCUUCGGGAUGGUGGCGUGGGAGGUGCUGACGAGACAGACACCUUGGGCGGACCAAGCUCGGCCUCGAGACAUCUACCUCCGUGUUGUCAUGCGUGAGGAACGCCCCGCGAUGCCCGCGGGUGGCCCCGUAGACAUCGCAGAGAUGGUGCGCAGCUGCUGGGCCCAGGAGCCCGAAGACCGCCCGACAUUUCCAGUGCUUUGCAACUGGGGGUACGUCGGACGGGCGGCUUGAAGCACAAGUAGCUCUUGAUUUCGAGGAACGCUUGAAUGGCCUUGGGGAUAACCCUGGAAGGUAUCAUCAAUGUGAGACGAUAAACACACCUGACAGGUGAUCCGUGCUACUGUAUUUCAUGUUUUCAGUGUCCUGGAAGCUGUACAUAGAUUGGGGGGUUACUGCUGUCGGUACGGCGUCAACAGUGACGUUUGCGUUGUGUGUAGGCGCCUCCUGCCACCACUACCAUUGGCCUUAGUCAGUGUGCGGCCAUCGUAGGCACAACGUCCAUGGUUCCGGCAUGACCAAUCGUAAAACCAGGGUGAAUGCCGCGGGCUGUGGGAGAGCCGAUAGUGCUGCACGUGGGAAAAUGGUGUGUCGAUAGGGGAGGGUAUCAGCUCCGAGCUCUAGGAGGCCACGACCUUGUAAGCCCGAGAGGAGCGUGCGAGAUUCGUCAUCAAUUCUGGUUGGAAGUUGGAGGAGAAGCUGCGGCGAGGGAGGGGGUCUAGCUCUCACUUUCCAGGAGGCCCGACGGGCAUCGCUUGAACAGCCCGACCGAGACCCCGGUUUGACCGAACGAGUGGUGACAGAUAUCCCCCCCGACGCUGGGGUGAUGGAAUGCCCGUGGGGACGACCGUGCGCCCUUUCAGCAGCAUCCAGAUAAUAGUCGUACAGGAAGGGGAAGGGGGGAUACCGAUGAUGGGAGAAUAAACGGCAAGGAUCGGCGAAGGUACGAUCGGGGAGGAAGGCCUCCUCCACGGGACGCAGGGAAAUGAAACGUAAUACGAUGAGCACCCAACUUUAGAACUAUACACAAGCUAGCCAUAAACGAGACGCCUGCUGCGCCCUUGCCUGUCCUCCCCGGCUCUAUUCGCGGCAGCCCCAACAAUAUGCACUUCGAGAUCACCGCGGCAAACAAGGCGAUCGCGGGUGGCCCCCUCCAAGACAUCGCUUUAGCGACACUCCGUUGCAUGAUUGUUGUUGUAGAUUCAAAAGUGUUUUGCUGGUCUACAGUUGCACCGAUUGUCCCACAUUUUUGGGGCGGGGUGAUUUUUUUUGAAGGGUUGUCAAACGAAUUGGGCGAAAAACAAAUGUGCGUUGGAAAGCUCUCGCCAGUAGCUUUCGAAUAAGCCGUUCAAAAGCGGUGGGUUCGCUCUGGAUCAAGAGUUAUGGACCUGUUACCAUCGCCAGCGAAGGUGCUUUACUCCACCGAGUCCUCCAUAACUCGACAACUACGGCGAACCCACCGAAAAAAAUGCAGAUAAUUGACGCUCUCUUUCUGUUCUAUUUAUGGCGUU